Messenger RNA from Schistosoma turkestanicum, 807 nucleotides. NCBI's taxonomy places the organism in Eukaryota, Metazoa, Platyhelminthes, Trematoda, Strigeidida, Schistosomatidae. The record is from the annotation of a GenBank genome assembly.
AUGUCGAGAAAAUUGGCGAAAGUCGAUAAACUUGACGCAGAAGAAGAAACUAUGAACAUUGAUUUAGAGGGAUUUCUUCCAGAUAUUGGUGAUCGCGACAGCGUUAAAAUUUUGUUGAAACAUCUUUUCCCAAGCAGCUCAGCUAUCAAUGUAGGAAAUCUCACUGAAUUUAUUGUAUCACAAAAUGCAAUCGGCACUGUAGUUAAACCUGCAUGUGUUGAAGAUGGUGAGAGUGAUGAUGAUAGUGACGAUGAUAACAUUGUUUUUGCUGUGACCAGUGUAGUAGAUUUUAGCCAUGAAUCAUCUGAGAAACACUCCAUUGUCAAAGAUCUUCGGAACUUCAUCCUCAAAGAAGUUCGACGUUCGAAAAACAUUCUGACGAAAGACAAAGUUGAAGAGCUUCUUACGAAGGAUGUGAACUGCAAGCCAUUUCUGCUUAUUAAUGAACGGUUUGAAAACUUACCGCUUUCUGUUUGUGCUGAAGCUGUUUCUUCUUUACCAUCGGAAUUUAAAUCUUCCAACUUAUGUCCUACACAUCUUUUGCUUCUGUCAUGGGCGUAUUCAGAAGAAGCUGGAGACAUUAAUAAGAAAUAUGAAUACGCAUAUCCCGAAAUGGAAUUUAUUGUUCCUCAUGCAUUGCAUGUGUUGGAGUUAGAUCUUAAAAGCCUUACUUCUCAUGGUGCAAAAGAGAAACAAAGUGGCGAUAGUGAUAACGAAGAAACAAAUGACUUUAAUACUCUGUUAUUGAUAGUUAUUCCAAUGGACAAAUUUCAUGAUAUUUUAACUUCCUUGACUAGUCACGUGUAA